Rubroshorea leprosula is the source of this 722-nucleotide messenger RNA. The record is from the annotation of a GenBank genome assembly. NCBI's taxonomy places the organism in Eukaryota, Viridiplantae, Streptophyta, Magnoliopsida, Malvales, Dipterocarpaceae.
CCCUUAUUUGCAAUUCCUUGCUAAGCUGAUUUAUCUGUUGAAGGCCAACCAUGAGUAGAGGGGGCAGCUAUGGUGGCGGGCAAAGUUCCCUCGGCUAUCUGUUUGGAGCUGAUGAGCAGCCAAGUGCACCUCCAGUCACACAGACAAUUCAGCCUCCAUAUGGUAUAGAUACCAUCACCACAGAGAAACCUCCGGAUGCUCACGGACGCCCUAAAGGGACAGAAAAGAAUUCCACCAACAGCCCUGCAGAGACACAAGAGAAUGUUACAAACAAUUAUCAUAGAGCUCAAGGACAGAAUUCAGGGAACUUUAUUACUGGCCGUCCAUCAACAAAAGUUAAAUCAGUUCCUGGUGGAGAUUCCUCUCUGGGGUACCUGUUUGGAGAUAAGUGAUCAUGCUUCCUUCUUUUGAUUUUUACAACUAUCAUUUAAGGGUUCGGGCAUAUAUAUAUGUUGCAGGUCACUAUGUUUGGUUUGGUCCUUAAUUAAGUAACAUCUUUAGAAUAAGGGAUGUUCAGUUCCCAUGAGUGUUGAGUUUGCAAAUGUUGUUCUAGCACAAGUCAGAUGUGGAUGUAAAAGUGGUGUCAGUACUCCCUUUAGAAUUAUGUUUGAUUGUACCAAUGUGUCUGAAUUCUCAGAUAGAAUUUGAUGUUGUUGAUACUAAGGUUUGUCUUUUAUUUUUCAUUGUCAAAUAUGGAAAACAUAAGUGAUACUUUCCAUUUC